UUUUGAAAACGCUUUUUUUCAAACAGAAAAGGGUUGCAAGGGCUUACUCCUCUCUCUCUCUGUCUCUCUCUCUCUCUCUCUGCUAGCUUGGGUUCGCUCGGGUCCUAAGAAUUCUUUGCUCUCUUUCUUCUUCGUUUCUCUUUUGAUUUGUCGGAGAGGGCGGUAGAGGAGGGAGAAAUGGAGGUUCCGAAGGAUCAGAUGACCACCCUUCUCGACAAUGGCCUCUACGACUCGGCCCAGUUGCUGGGAUGCUUUCUUGUAUCCUCAGCUAUUACAAAUAUUGAAGCCAAUCCCUAUGUGAAGGUUGAAAACUUGGUGCUUCAAGGCGAUGCUUUGUUUGGAGAAAAGGAAUUUCGUAGGGCACUGAGUAUGUACAAACAAGCACUGCAGCAUUGCAAAGUGAUUCCUAAGCAAACAACAAAUUAUUCUAGAAGUUCAUUAUCUACAUCAAGUAGGUCAUCUUCCCCAAAUUCUAUCAAUGCAUCAGCAAUUAAUGAAAAUGAGGUGAAAUUUAAAAUUGCUCUUUGCUAUUGUGCACUAAGUGAGAACCGGGCUGCUCUUUUAGAGAUGGAAGGAAUUCCACCUAAAGCAAGAACACUGCGAAUGAAUCUGACCUUGGGGAAGCUUUAUCGCAUUUCUAGGCACAGUCGCUCUGCAAUUGCUUGUUACAAAGAUUGUUUGAGGCACUCUCCUUAUAUUUUGGAGGCCAUUACAGCUUUGGCGGAAUUAGGAAUCUCUUCCAAGGAAAUUUUGUCUCUAUUUCCUCAGACCCCAAAUAGAGGAGGGAGGCCCCCUUUUGAUCACAUGGAUGCACCCCGUUGGUUGCAUCUGUAUGUUGAGGCUCAAUGUUGCAUUGCUUCAAAUGAUUAUAAAGGCGGCCUUGACCUUUUUUCUGAACUAUUGCAACGGUUUCCUAAUAAUGUGCACAUCAUGUUGGAAAUUGCAAAGGUUGAAGCCGUUAUUGGAAGAAAUGAUGAAGCAAUCAUGAAUUUUGAGAAGGUUCGUUCGGUUGAUCCCUAUGUUAUGACAUACAUGGAUGAGUAUGCGAUGCUUCUAAAAUCAAAAUCUGACCAAGCCAAGCUAAACAAGUUGGUGCAUGAUCUUCUCAACAUUGACUCUGCAAGAGCAGAAGUUUUUGUUGCUUUAUCAGCAUUAUGGGAAAGGAAAGAUGAGCGGCGAGCUUUAUCAUAUGCUGAGAAGAGCCUUAGAACUGAUGAUAGAAACAUAUCAGGCUACAUUAUGAAGGGAAACCUCUAUCUAUCAUUAAACCGGCCAGAUGUAGCUGCAACAGCCUUCAGGGCAGCUCAAGAAUUAAGGCCUGAUCUUCGCUCAUACCAAGGUCUAGUUCGUUCUUAUCUAGCACUUUCAAAGUCCAAAGAGGCAUUAUUUACUGCCCGCGAGGCAAUGAAGGUUAUGCCUCAGUCUGCAAAAGCUCUCAAGUUAGUUGGAGAUGUACAUGCCAGUAGUUCUGGUGGGAGAGAGAAGGCAAGAAAAUUCUAUGAAUCUGCACUCCGUUUGGAAUCUGGUUUUCUUGGAGCUGCUCUAGCAUUGGCAGAGUUACAUGUUGUUGAGGGACGAAAUAAAGAUGCUGUAUCACUACUUGAGAGAUAUCUUAAAGACUGGGCAGAUGACUCUCUCCACAUCAAGCUGGCUCAAGUAUUUGCAGCAUCAAAUAUGCUCUCAGAUGCUCUUUCACAUUACCAAGCUGCAUUGAGGAUAAACCCUCAAAAUGAAGCUGCAAAGAAAGGGUUGGAUCGCUUAGAGAAGCAGAUGAAGGGAAUGGAUCCAGAUGCACCUGAAGAUGAAGAAGAAAAUGAAGCUGAGGAUGCUGAAGGUGAUCACGAAGAGACUGAGCUCCUAUAGUCUGCGAAGAUUAAAAAGACUUGGGUACUUUGUGCAGGCAAUAUCAGUAGCUCAAUCUACAACACCUAACAAGACAGGGCAACCCAACAAAUGAGAAGUAGGAGAUGAGUGAUAUAAAAAAAGAAUUUCAUUAUUAUGCAUUUCUCUGCUUCCAAUUGUCUUUCUACCAAGGCUUUCAUGGGAUGGCCGCUCGCAGCAGUGUCAGUUGUUUUUUCUAAUGAAAAUGACUGUUGGAGCAUGUUCUGUUGGAGCAUGUUUUAAGUUACUAUAAGAAACAGGGAGUACCUACUUAGGGCUACACCAAUUAUUUUGAUUUGCAUGACGGCAAGUGAUCACAUAAAUUCACCAUUACUCUCCUUAGGAGUACCGUCAUCCUUUGUAGAUAUGAAAAUGUCUGCGGAGGAAUUGACUGUAAGUUUUCAAUAUUUUGUAGUUAUGCAUGUAUUUGAAAGCAAUUUUUGCCUUUUUGGUUCAUGAUAUACAGGCACAUGGAUCAAAAUGUUAUCAAAAAGGUUAGGAGACCAACCACUUCUGCAUUUAUAAUAUAUAUAAUUUGGAU
This is a messenger RNA of Elaeis guineensis (African oil palm), 2422 nucleotides long. Its product is annotated as anaphase-promoting complex subunit 7. The record is from RefSeq and is a predicted model, not a curated record. NCBI's taxonomy places the organism in Eukaryota, Viridiplantae, Streptophyta, Magnoliopsida, Arecales, Arecaceae. Gene Ontology annotation, biological process: positive regulation of mitotic metaphase/anaphase transition; cell division; protein ubiquitination. Gene Ontology annotation, cellular component: anaphase-promoting complex. Gene Ontology annotation, molecular function: protein binding.